AUGAGCCUGAAAGCUUACGCUUCGCUGGAUGGCCAGAGGUUGGUUCACUACCAGUGCGCAGUCAGGCGUGACGAGUGGGAGCGCAUCCGAGAGGAAUUCCUUGAAGCCUUUCUGGUGCAGAAGCGCGCCUAUCGCCGAGCCAACGGCGGCUCAUGUGCUCCUUGCUUUGCAGUGGAUGCUGAGCCUCGUUUUGCUCCAGACGAUAGACGUGUGGAGGUGGCCAGCCAGAUCAGAUGCAGCCAGCAACAGCCAGUACAGCACAGAACGGUGGUGCGUCGCACCUUCAUCGAGCUUGCAGAUGACGACAGCACCGAGGAUGAGUUCGUGAUCAUCCGAGAGAGAUCCAACAGACGUGCUAAGGAUGUGAUGCAGUGGUUCGAGUCGGUGCCCCGCUUGCUAACGGAGCAGGAGUGGGAGGUGCGCGAACGUGCUGGGCUGUCAGGGAUCAGCGACUUGCGUGCCCUGGACGCGAACAUGUACACCGUCCUUAGCAUCCACAGCUGCAAGCGAGGGCCCCCGCUGGUGGCACUGGCAUCUGGCUCGGUUCGUAAAGCCUGUGCGGUUAUCAGGCCAAAUGGGUGUAGUCAUCUGAGCCAUCGGUGCUCUUGGACGCGAAUGUCAUUCGGUGAGGAAGACAGGUUUCGGUUGGCUAAAUUCAUCAAGCAAUUCGCGUUGAAUCUGGGGUUGAGCCUCGAUCCGUACAAUUCUCUGGAUGGCCGGAGCCUGGUUCACUACCAGUGUGUGGUGGGGCGUGACGAGUGGGAGCGCCUCGGAGAACAUAUCGUCGAAGCCUUCCUGGCGCAGAAGCGUGCCAUAGCGCGGGUGGAGCUGGCGAAGCACAUUCUUGUCCAGCUGCACUCGCUGCAUCUCUACAACAUGACUGUCAAAUUCACAAUUCUGCUUCAGACCGAAGGUCGCACAGAG
Molecule: messenger RNA, 924 nt
Organism: Symbiodinium necroappetens
Lineage: Eukaryota; Dinophyceae; Suessiales; Symbiodiniaceae
Source: the annotation of a GenBank genome assembly